This is a messenger RNA of Coniophora puteana RWD-64-598 SS2, 2403 nucleotides long. RefSeq lists its product as uncharacterized. Lineage: Eukaryota; Fungi; Basidiomycota; Agaricomycetes; Boletales; Coniophoraceae. The transcript has 4 exons. Bases 147 to 2231 code for a protein of 694 amino acids. Gene Ontology annotation, molecular function: protein dimerization activity. The record is from RefSeq and is a predicted model, not a curated record.
AUCACCACACCUCUUCCUCUCCUGCCAGGCCAUCCCGAGGCCCAUCACAUCCCUACGCAAGUCCAGGGAAGACAUAGAAACCUAAAAGACAGCGCCAGGAGCAGCGACAAAACUCAGGGUCGACAACGCUCGUCGUUCACUUGGUCAUGGAUCCAAAUCGGGCAUCGGCGGACCAACAGAAGGACUUUCUCUCCUUCCUCUUCACCGCCGACUCCUUCCCAGACGCCCAGCGCACAGACCACCACCAGAUCGACCUCCUCUCCUCAUCCUCUUCCGGUCAGCCCCCGCGCACGCCCUCCAGCAUGGCAAACUUCUCUGCCGCCGCUGGCAUGUCUGGCCUGAACUCUAUGGACAUCAUGAAUUCCAUGAACAGCCUGCUCCAGGGCAUAGACCCCGCCCAGCAAUCUCAGCAGGGGCAGUCCUCGAAUAUGGGCAUGAACAUGUUUGGCCAGAACCAACUCACACCCCAGAUGCUACUCGAAAAGCAGUAUAAGCUCACCCAACUGCACCAGCUGCAACAGCUUCAAAGCCAGAUACAGAACCAGAUCUUCCAGCAGCAGCUCGCGCUUAUCAGCGGACAAGCCUCGGUGCUGAACCAAAACGAAUCUUCCACCGAUGCAUACCCUACACCUGUCUCUUCCACGGAGCUCCGCCCAACCCCGAACCACGAGUUCAUGCCCCGCGUCCAGCAACAGCAGCAGCAACAACAACAACAUUUUGGCACCAUGCCUUCAAUGCAACAACACCAAAAGGACAUCUUCGCACCCCAGUCGACGAUGGACCCCUCCGCAUUGCAGUCGCCGCACAUCCCACCCUCGGGCAGCUUCCACCCCAACCACCACUCGCACGCACACUCGCACCACUUGCACCCCGGAUCGGCAUCGGCACCCGCCAAUCUCGUGUUCAACACCCUCCCGUCGCCCUCGGACAUCGAGCUCGACCUCUCGCCGAUCACGAGCCCGUGGCUGCCCGCUUACCAGCAGCAUGUUCCCUCGACGUCCUCCGGCUCCGCGUCUGCAUCUGGAUCAGGCGCCGGUGCAGGCUCGAGCGGCUCCUCCGUGACGCGCGCAGGAAACAAGCGCACAGCGUCACCGAGCGGCGAGAAUGCGGCCACGGCGCGCAAGCGCAUGAGUCCGUCGGUGUCGACGUUCCCCAAGAAGCACCAUCUGCCGCGCGCUGCCAAGUCGGCGACAAAUACGCCGCUGAUGCACGCGACGGGGCGAUCGCGGAGGAAUAGCAGUGCGAUGACGGCGGCGAUGGAUAUGCCUGGUGCGGCGGACUCGCCGUCGCCCGUCGAUCUUGCGAUGCCGCCUCCUGCGUCGCGCACGCGCAGUUCGAGGACGCCGCCUGGGGGUGGGGGUGUGAAUCCCGGUGGAGGAGGUAAUAGAGAGGGUGGGGAUCUUCAGGCUCAGGUAGAUGUGGCGAGGUCGGCGAUGACGCCUGUUACGCCUGCGAGUAUUAUGAACCUGGGCCGGUUGGGGAUCAGCAGCAGUUUAACCGCUGGAGGGCCGGCGGACGCCGGUAGCGGGAACAAAGGCAAGGAGGGCUCGAGAGCGAAGGAAGGCGCCUCGGCUGCGGCUUCGACCUCGACCUCGACCUCGAUCUCGAAAGGCGGCUCUUCCAAGAAGGGCUCGCUGCCGCUCAUCAGUCCCGGGCCGAAGCCCAUUCUUCCUGCCGGCGGCACCCCAGCCCCCCUCACGCUCACGCCAUCGCCCCUCACGCUCCCGCGCAAAUCGCACAAGGACGCGGAACAGAAGCGGCGCGACUCGCUCAAGCACGCGUACGACGACCUGCGCAUCCUUCUCCCGCCGCUGCCGCUCCCGUCGGAAGACGGCGGCGGGGUUGGAUCAGGUGCGUUUGGCGACGCGGCGCCGCUGCCGGGCGCGCUGCCCCCGCGCGGGCCGCCGAAGGCGGGCGGGGACGGGCCGAAUCGGGCGGUGUCGAAGUUGCAGCUGUUGAGGUGCGGGAACGAGUAUAUACGGUUGUUGAAGGGGAGGGUGGAGAGGAGGGAUGUGGAGGUUGAGAGGUUGAGGAGGGAGGUGAGGAGGUUGAGGGUGGGUGCGGGUGCUGAGGGUGGGGAGGAAGGGAUGGACGGGAUGGACGGGGAGGAGGAGGAAGAGGUUGAUUUGGAGAGGGAUUUGGAUGCGGAGGAGGCGGGGAUGGGGCUGUUUGGGAGUGGUGUGAGGCGGGGGGAUACGAUUGAGGAGGAUGUUGAGGAGGAGGGGGAGUGACAAUGACUUGGGUGCUUCGUGGGUCAUGACCUGCCAUCGAUCGGUUGGAUUGUCUUUGGCGGGUUGGCGAUGCUGAUGUUGUAUGAAGACGUUUUUAUGUAUGGGCUGCUUGGGAGCUUUGGGUCUAUUGUUUUAACUUAGUGUCGAUUAUUUUUGUUGUGCUAUGUUUCGC